Pseudozyma flocculosa PF-1 is the source of this 1119-nucleotide messenger RNA. RefSeq lists its product as uncharacterized. NCBI's taxonomy places the organism in Eukaryota, Fungi, Basidiomycota, Ustilaginomycetes, Ustilaginales, Ustilaginaceae. The transcript has 3 exons. The record is from RefSeq and is a predicted model, not a curated record. The coding region runs from base 1 to 1119 and encodes 372 amino acids.
AUGAUGGACUCGGGCGGAUCCACGGCCAAGCGACGCACCCUCGAUCCGGCCUCGACCCGCGCAGAACCAGCGAGCGGCAGCAGCGGCGCAGCGCAGCAGCCUCUGACGUGCACGCUACCGCCGCAUCGCAAGCCGCUCGUCUUUGCCAGCCCGGCCGAGUUUGAAAACCACUACCGCAACAACCACGCCUUCUUCUGCACCCUCCCCGCCUCCAACUUGCCGCUGCACCGUCUCGCCGGCGACGACGUCAACGGGGGCGAGGCUUCGUCCAGUCAGCCGCCGCCGCAGCAGCAGCAACAGCAGCACCAGGGACAGCAGCAGGGGGGACAGCAGAGCCGGCAAAGGAGAAGGAAGCAGACGGGCACCUGCGGCAAGGUGUUUCCCUCGGACCACUUUCUGCAGCUCCACAUCGAGGAAUGUCACAGCCCGCUGGCGAGGGAGCGUAUGGCGAGGGGCGACAAGACGUUUGGAUGCUUCCUCUCGCCCGACGCCUGCACGCGCAGCUUUGCGACGCCCAAGGAGCGGCGGCUGCACCUCGUCGACGCGCACGGCUUUCCCAGCACGUUUUUCUUCAGCCUGCCCAAUCACGGCACGGGCCAGCUCGAGAAGAGGUACGGGCCGGGCGCCAGCCUGGUCCGGGGCGCGUGGAGGCCCAGCAAGGGUGAAGGCGAUGGCAACAGCAACGGCGACGGGGACGGCGAGAUCGACGAGGUGGACAUGGACGAGGGGCUCGAUGAAGAGGGAGAGGAGGAGGCACCGAGCGGAGGGCAUGGCACAUCCGUGUCGUCGUCGAGGAAGCGCAAGGAGGCUUCGUACUCGCCCGAACCGAUAUCCGCGCCGACGCCGACGCCGACAACAGCAGCCGUGCCGUCGUCUUCGUCGUCGUCGUCUUCGACACGGCUGCAGCCACCCGCGCCUCUCGACGCAUCGGCAGCGAGUGGGCCAUCGUCGACGUUGAAGGGUGCCGAUGAAGCGCUGCUCGAGUCGAUGAGCUCGCUCUCGCUGGUGCCGCCGAGCGUGCGCAGCCGGGCCAAGAAGAGUCAGCAGCAGGGCGGCGAGUUGAAGUCGUUGCCGUCGCCGUCGCCGUCGCAGUCGCAGUCGUUCGCUGCACGGCCAUGA